GAGCUAGCUACUAAGCCAGUGAGCGCGCGGAGUCGAGCGAGGAGCGCCUUCUGCGCUGAGUGGCAGUGGUCUGGUGCUGCCGGAGCACUGUGCCGAGUGAGGCCGGAAUCUGCACCCCACUUUCCGCGAGCUCCCGUCCCACUUGCUUACGCUCAGGAGCUCAACGCGUAGGAUCAAAUGCUAGACUACGGGAUGCUGCUCUCCAGGUCCCCGAGGCGUGGCAGGGUCUCGGUCAUCAACCUGAGGGAGCAAGCUGUUGGAAUGAGAGCUUCUGGGAGACACGAUGUCUCCCUCAAGAUUGUGCUGGCCAUGGGCUGCCUCCUCCUGGCCGGCUUCUCGGGGGCCUCAUCUGCAGUGGCAACUGAGUGUCCUGACCAGAGUCCUGAGCUGCAGCCUUGGAACCCUGGCCAUAACAGAGACUAUCAAGUGCACAUUGGCCAUGGCAGGAAGCUACUGCUCACCUCUUCUGCCACAGUCCACUCCAUCACUAUCUCAGGGGGAGGAAAGCUUGUCAUUAAAGACCACCAUGAGCACAUUGUGCUGCGCACCCGGUACAUCCUGAUUGAUGACGGUGGAGAGCUGCAUGCUGGGAGUGCCCUCUGCCCUUUUGAGGGCAAUUUCAGUAUUGUGCUGUAUGGAAGGGCUGAUGAAAACAUCCUGCCAGACCCUUAUUACGGCCUGAAGUACAUCGGAGUGGACAAAGGAGGCACUCUUGAGUUACAUGGGCAGAAAAAGCUUUCCUGGACUUUUCUAAACAAGACCCUUCAUCCUGGUGGCAUGCAGGAGGGAGGAUAUUUUUUUGAAAGGAGCUGGGGCCACCGUGGAGUCAUUGUCCAUGUCAUUGAUGCCAAAUUGGGCACAGUUGUCCAUUCUGACCGGUUUGACACUUACAGAUCCAAAAAAGAGAGUGAACGUCUGGUCCAGUAUUUGAAUGCAGUGCCCGAUGGCAGGAUUCUUUCUGUCGCAGUGAAUGAUGAAGGUUCUAGAAACCUGGAUGACACAGCCCGGAAGGCAAUGACCAAACUGGGCAGCAAGCACUUCCUCCACCUUGGAUUUAGACAUCCUUGGAGUUUCAUCACUGUGAAAGGAAAUCCCUCCUCUUCAGUUGAAGACCACAUUGAAUACCAUGGUCACAAAGGCUCGGCUGCUGCCCGGGUUUUCAAACUGUUCCAGACAGAGCAUGGUGAACAUUUUAAUGUUUCUUCAUCCAGUGAAUGGGUUCAAGAUGUGGAAUGGACAGAGUGGUUCGACCAUGAUAAGGUGCCUCAGAGCAAAGGUGGGGAGAAAAUUUCAGAUCUGCGAGCAGCUUACCCAGGAAAAAUCUGCAAUCGACCCAUUGAUAUACAGGCCACAACAAUGGAUGGAGUCGCCCUCAGCACUGAGGUUGUCUACAAAAAUGGCCAAGAUUACAGGUUUGCUUGCUACACCCGGGGCAGAGCCUGCCGCAGCUAUCGAGUGCGAUUCUUAUGUGGAAAACCCGUGAGGCCCAAGCUCACGGUCAGCAUCGACACCAACGUAAACAGCACCAUCCUGAGUCUGGUGGACAAUGUGCGGUCAUGGAGGCCUGGAGACACCCUGGUUGUCGCCAGCACCGACUACUCGAUGUACCAGGCAGAAGAGUUCCGGGUGCUCCCCUGCAAAGCUUGCACCUCUACACAGGUCAAGGUGGCAGGGAAGCCACAGUACCUACAUAUUGGGGAGGAGAUUGAUGGUGUAGACAUGCGGGCUGAGGUCGGACUCCUGACUCGGAACAUUGUGGUCAUGGGGGAGAUGGAGGACAGAUGCUACCCCUACACCAAUCACAUCUGUGACUUCUUUGACUUCGAUACCUUUGGGGGCCACAUCAAGUUUGCACUGGGGUUUAAAGCAGCCCACUUGGAGGGCGUGGAGCUGAAGUACAUGGGGCAGCAGCUGGUGGGCCAGUACCCAAUUCACUUCCACCUGGCUGGAGAUUUGGAUGAACAGGGAGGCUAUGACCCCCCUACCUACAUCAGGGACCUCUCCAUUCAUCACACAUUCUCCCGCUGCGUCACUGUCCAUGGCUCCAACGGUCUGUUGAUCAAGGAUGUUGUGGGCUAUAAUUCUUUGGGCCACUGCUUCUUCACUGAAGAUGGGCCAGAGGAACGCAACACGUUUGACCACUGCCUUGGCCUCCUUGUUAAGUCAGGGACCCUUCUCCCAUCGGAUCGGGAUAGCAGGAUGUGCAAAGUGAUCACAGAGGACUCAUACCCAGGGUACAUCCCCAAGCCCAGGCAGGACUGCAAUGCUGUGUCCACGUUCUGGAUGGCGAAUCCCAACAACAAUCUCAUCAACUGUGCAGCUGCAGGGUCCGAGGAAACUGGAUUUUGGUUCAUUUUUCACCAUGUGCCGACGGGCCCCUCUGUGGGAAUGUACUCCCCAGGUUAUUCCGAGCACAUUCCACUGGGGAAAUUCUACAACAACCGAGCACAUUCUAACUACCGGGCCGGCAUGAUCAUAGACAAUGGAGUCAAGACAACUGAGGCCUCAGCCAAGGACAAGCGGCCCUUCCUCUCCAUCAUCUCUGCCAGGUACAGCCCUCACCAGGAUGCAGACCCACUGAAACCUCGGGAACCAGCCAUUAUCCGACACUUUACUGCCUACAAGAACCAGGAUCAUGGAGCCUGGCUGCGGGGUGGGGAUGUGUGGCUGGACAACUGUCGGUUUGCUGAUAAUGGCAUCGGUCUGACCCUGGCCAGUGGUGGAACCUUCCCAUAUGAUGAUGGCUCCAAGCAGGAGAUAAAGAACAGCUUGUUUGUUGGCGAGAGUGGCAAUGUGGGCACAGAAAUGAUGGACAACAGGAUCUGGGGACCAGGUGGCUUGGACCAUAGUGGAAGGACCCUCCCUAUUGGCCAGAAUUUUCCAAUUAGAGGAAUUCAGUUCUACGACGGCCCCAUCAACAUCCAGAACUGCACCUUCCGAAAGUUCGCAGCCCUCGAGGGCAGGCACACCAGUGCCUUGGCCUUCCGCCUAAACAAUGCCUGGCAAAGCUGCCCUCACAACAAUGUGACCAACAUAGCCUUUGAGGAUGUCCCGAUUACUUCCAGAGUGUUCUUCGGAGAGCCUGGGCCCUGGUUCAACCAGCUGGACAUGGAUGGGGACAAGACAUCUGUGUUCCAUGAUCUGGACGGCUCUGUGUCGGAGUACCCUGGCUCCUAUCUCACUAAGGACGACAAUUGGCUGGUCAGACACCCAGACUGCAUCAACGUUCCAGACUGGAGAGGGGCCAUCUGCAGUGGGCGCUAUGCACAGAUGUACAUCCAGGCCUACAAGAGCAGCAAUCUACGCAUGAAGAUCAUCAAGAAUGAUUUCCCCAGCCACCCGCUCUACCUGGAGGGAGCCCUCACCAGGAGCACCCACUACCAGCAGUAUCAGCCUGUCAUCACCCUGCAGAAGGGCUAUACCAUCCACUGGGACCAGACAGCCCCCGCUGAGCUUGCCAUCUGGCUCAUCAACUUCAACAAGGGUGACUGGAUCCGAGUGGGGCUCUGCUAUCCAAGAGGCACCACCUUUUCCAUCCUUUCAGAUGUUCACAAUCGCCUGCUAAAGCAAACGUCCAAGACUGGGACCUUUGUGAGGACACUGCAGAUGGACAAAGUUGAGCAGAGCUAUCCCGGCAGGAGCCACUACUACUGGGAUGAGGAUUCUGGGUUGCUCUUCUUGAAAUUAAAAGCUCAGAACGAAAGGGAGAAAUUUGCUUUCUGCUCCAUGAAGGGCUGUGAGAGAAUCAAGAUUAAAGCUCUGCUCCCAAGGAACGCAGGCAUCAGCGACUGCACGGCCAUGGCUUACCCCAGGUUCACUGAGAGGGCUAUAGUGGAUGUGCCAAUGCCCAGGAAGCUCUUUGGGGCUCAGCUGAAGACAAAAGACCACUUCCUGGAAGUGAAGAUGGAAAGUUUCAGGCAGCACUUCUUCCACCUUCGGAAUGACUUCGCUUAUAUUGAAGUGGAUGGGAGGAAGUACCCUUGCUCAGAAGAUGGCAUCCAGAUAGUGGUGAUUGAUGGGAGCCGAGGUCACGUGGUGAGCCACGGCAGCUUCAGAAAUGCCAUUCUGCAGGGCAUACCCUGGCAGCUCUUCAACUACGUGGCAGCUAUCCCUGACAAUUCCAUAGUGCUCAUGGCAUCAAAAGGCAGAUACAUCACCAGAGGCCCAUGGACCAGGGUGCUGGAAAAGCUUGGGGCAGACAAAGGUCUCAAGUUGAAAGAAAAGAUGGCUUUCGUCGGCUUCAAAGGCAGCUUCCGACCCAUCUGGGUGACUCUGGAGACUGAGGACCACAAAGCCAAAAUCUUCCAAGUGGUGCCCAUCCCUGUGGUGAGAAAAAAGAAGCUGUAAGGAGAGUUGCCACUUGGUACCACCCCAGGCUGGACCCCUUACAGCAGCCGGGGUCAGGAUGGCUAGGUCCUCUGGUUCUCAGCUCUGCUGGGCUAAGGGACAGAUUUCAGAGACCUUGGUGCUGCCACCUGCCCCUACUCAAGUCUACCUGCAGCCCCUGGGCAGUGUUGGCCAAUGCUACAACCUCCUCUUGGGUGCUUCUCUCCUAUCUGUGCCUCAUCUGUAGGCAUGGGGACCAUACAAAGAGACCUGGGUUGUGCUGGCAGCAAAGGGCCACUUGAGCAGGAGUCUGAACCCACCUAGGAUAUGGUCUGGAUGAUGGGACCACUCGAAGAUUUCCACAGUCACUUUCAGAUACAUUAAGUGGCAGACGGAGGGAGUACAUCUUUAUUCCUGUAAGUGAGGGUACGGCUUCCUGAGUUUAGGAGCUGGCGUACAGACAGAGCUAUCCAGCAUGGUAGAUUGCACUGGGGAGGAGAUGGAACCCUGUCUACAGGGAAUCCUUUUUCAAGAGCUGGCACAUUGGGACAGGGACUAGGUGGCUCCUGUUCGUCCUUCCUGAGAUUGCAGGACUCUACUGUGUUUUGCUGUGCCUGGAGCCCAUCAGUAGAAGUAAUCAUUGUAGCUGACAUCUCCACUGAGACAUCUCCCUGGAUACAGAGAACGGAGAGCCGAGAGCUCACACCAGGGGUCAGCUGGUGACAGGCAGCCAGGUCUCAGCAUACUUUGAUACCAGGUUGAGAGAGCAGAGGUGGAUUGGAGGAGGGGAACCUCACCACACCCAUGGGGAAGGCCUCUUCUGGGAGGUGAUGGUCCUGGCAGGAGUCAAGGACAGAGAUGACGAAGAGAGAAGAGGUGGCCUCUGGCAUGGCUCAGAGGUGAAGGCUUUCCUGCCACCACCUGCAGCAUCUGAGUCAUGCUAGGUCACCUCUUGCCCUACGUGGCUGAUCCACUUGUGGUAGAGAAGCAGGGUCUGCGGAGAGAAAUGGACUGAGUUGCGAUGCGCAGAACCUCGUUCAGACUGGUUUCCAGCCAUCCCCCUCUUGACUCUGUGAGAGGACGAAAUGAAGUUCACAGACCUGAGGCUCUACAAAGGGUCUCCAGUGCACUUCAGCUAGGCGCUGAACAGAAGACUCCAGGAAAUCUGAAC
Mus pahari (shrew mouse) is the source of this 5497-nucleotide messenger RNA. It is a transcript of the gene Cemip, whose product is annotated as cell migration inducing hyaluronidase 1. The transcript is spliced from 29 exons. The record is from RefSeq and is a predicted model, not a curated record. Bases 178 to 4347 code for a protein of 1389 amino acids. Lineage: Eukaryota; Metazoa; Chordata; Mammalia; Rodentia; Muridae.